GCCGCGGCUGAGUUCUCCUCCAUCCACGUCAUCCAGACAGCAGGUGUCGCAGCCCGGAUUGGGGCCGCGCAAGUGAAGAACUCGGCCGCGAAGAUCGGGAAACCCUGCGUCGUGCAUGACUGGCCGGCAAUUCCGACUGACGAUGCCAAAGCUGAAUAUGACGCGCUCUACAACGUGGGCAGCGACCUGAUUCUUCAGGGCGCCAACCGGGCGACUCUUCUGGUUUUCGUCGGCACGGGGGAGCCUGGUGAGAUGGCGCUGGCGGUCAUCUUGGCCAUGUUGCCCUUCCGUGGCAUCCAGCUCGCGUACGUCACGCCCGCAGAGGACUAUGAGAACCCCCUGCAGACCCUCCGGUCUCCCUCGGGAGUUUUCGAGUACACCGCGACACAGCCGGAAAGAAUGGGCAGGGUGUCCCUCGCGGCCAUCUUCGGUCCACUGGCCCCGCGAACCUUCAAGGAGCCCCUGUCGACGUGGGCGCCUCUCCGCCCAGAGAGGCAUCCCGAAGAACAGCCGGCGCCCUUCAAGAUCGGCGGAUUGGAUCUCCCAAUGGUCACCUUCGAGGGCGACUAUUACAAGGGUGUCGAUCGCCUGGCCGCUCUCCUCGUUGGUCACUACGGCAGCGAGAUCUACCCGGUGGUUUCCGUCGGUGAGACCGGUGAUGCUCUUGGUUAUGGCGACGACUUGCUCGGCGCUCUCGCUGAGCUGGACUGCCCCGGCUUCUACUUCCCGCACGCGUCGGGAGAGACCUGCAAGAGCCCGGAGGCCUACGGCAAGGUAGAGCUGCUGAAGGCCAUCGGCGCAGCGAAGCAGAGCAACAAGAAAGUCGUGGUGAUUGCCGUGGGAGGUGGCGUGAAUGGCAACGCAACUGGCAUGAUUGCUGCCAUGACCGGAUCGGUCUUCGUCGAGGUUCCCACGACGCUGAUGCACUACAACGAUGCCACGACCUCCGCGAAGAAGGCAUUUAGCCGCUCAGUAGCGAAGUCACCCGAAGUUCUCCGGUAA
Messenger RNA from Symbiodinium necroappetens, 1002 nucleotides. NCBI's taxonomy places the organism in Eukaryota, Dinophyceae, Suessiales, Symbiodiniaceae. The record is from the annotation of a GenBank genome assembly.